Manihot esculenta (cassava) is the source of this 882-nucleotide messenger RNA. RefSeq names its product probable prefoldin subunit 2. Gene Ontology annotation, biological process: protein folding. Gene Ontology annotation, cellular component: cytoplasm; prefoldin complex. The transcript is spliced from 2 exons. Bases 278 to 712 code for a protein of 144 amino acids. Lineage: Eukaryota; Viridiplantae; Streptophyta; Magnoliopsida; Malpighiales; Euphorbiaceae. The record is from RefSeq and is a predicted model, not a curated record. Gene Ontology annotation, molecular function: protein folding chaperone.
AGGCUUUGGCGUGAACUGCCUUCAAAAGGGGCAAAAAAAAAAAAAAAAAGAAAGGGAAUCAUCGCCUCUGUAUGUUUCUAAACUAUGACCCAGAGCUAGGUGUUUCCGUCAAACCUAAACCCUCAGCUUGCUUUAUAAGCCCCCGAUUCCCUCACUGUUAUCUCAUCGCUCCCCGAGAUCGUCCCUCAGCCCUCAAGCUUCAUAGCACAGGAAGACUGCAGCUCACCGCUCGUCACUCGGGUUUCAAGCUCGCCUCUGCACUUCGCCUCAGAGAAUCAUGGCCACCAAAGCUGAAGGUGACAGGAAGGAACCAAUAAAUGAACAGGCAAUUAUUAAUGCGUACACUGCUAUGCGAUCUGAACUGAACCAAAUUUACUCAAAGAUCACUGAGCUUGAGAUGGAAGUGAGUGAGCAUUCAUUGGUUAUUAAUGCUAUCCAACCACUUGAUCCAUCCAGACGGUGCUACCGAAUGAUUGGAGGUGUGCUGGUUGAGAGAACUAUCAAAGAGGUCCUGCCUGCUGUCCAGCGCAAUAAAGAGGGGAUUGAGGAGGUAAUUACAAGGCUCAACGAGGCCUUGGAAAAGAAGAAAAAGGAAAUUACUGAGUUUGAAACUAAAUACAAGAUCAAGAUAAGAAAGCCUGAAAAUGAGGUGCAGGAUGAUGGCGGCAAGAAGGAAGGUUCUUCUCAAGGAGUUCUCGUGGGUCCUGCAUAAGUCUUGUAAUUUUUUGUAUCCCCUUCUAAGGUUUCUCAGACGUGUUUGAUACAGUUGGCCCUUUUUGUUGUGGUGUUCUAGUUAUUGGAUGUGAAUCUUGUUGAUCAUGAUUGUGUAGACUAGCUGAUAUUGCGGAACCAGAUAUAUAUUUGUUUUGAUCCUGUUUUUAA